GACACCGUAAUCCGACCAAGGGACCUAAUGAAAGGAUUUUGGGGGUUCAUGAAGUCCAAAGGUUAUCACCUCACAGUUCAUUGUCCUCGAGGAUUAAAUUUGAACGAUGUCGAAAUUUUCAUGCAUUUCUAAUUUGAGGUGCCAUCAGAGACUCGGUCUCAAAUGGUGUCUAAUAUAUGUUUUUCGAGUAAAAAGAAGAAACACCAUCGCAGAUGUCCCCAUAACGAAAGGUUCUUGUUUUGAUUUCUAAUUAUAGUUCUUCCAAGAAAAGCCUUGUCCUGCAGCAAGACACAAAUUCCUCCUACUUCAUCUCCCUCCCAUCCACCACCACCACCAGCCACCUACCGAAUCGAUCUUUAUAUAUCUCAUUCCGUUCACCAUCAACCUCCACACUACCUCCUUUGUUUCAAAGAACAAUAUUACAAAGACCGGAAUAAAAACUCGAAACUGAGACAGACAAGACAAGAUGGCAAAUCAAGUGGUCGUCCUUACUCUCAUCUUUAUUGUCAUUAUUGCUGGGGUUUCAGCAAAAAAGGCAAAGGCACCAGCAGCAUCACCGUCACCGGGAUCUGCCCCGUCCAGUUCUCCAUCCAAGGCGCCAGCAUCAUCACCCGCCAAAGGUCCAGCCACUGCCAAAGCUCCAUCCAAAGACAAAACUCCAUCUCCGUCAGGUGCCACUAAAUCACCGUCCUCUGCCCCAGCACCAUCCCCCAUGUCUUCAUCGUCCUCUCCAUCUUCUUCACCUAAGUCUGCACCAUCAUCAUCGCCCCAAUCGGCGCCAGCCAGUUCACCCCCCAGCUUCAGGAAGCCCAAGAAGCCCAAGAAGUCCACCAGUCCAGCUGCAUCCCCCACCUCUGGGACUAGUCCCUCUCCUUCACCCUCCAGCUUCAAGAAGCCCAAAAAGUCCACCAGACCAGCUGCAUCCCCUACGUCUGGGACUAGUCCCUCUCCUUCACCCUCCAGCUUCAAGAAGCCAGCCAAGGCUCGAACACCCCAAGCCUCGGCCAAGGCUCCCUCUAAACCUAAUUAGAAUCAAAAUUCAGAAAAAGAAAGGGAUAUCUAUGUGAUCACCAUAUGGUCCACGAUCCCGAUCUGUAAGUAAUAGCCUCUAACAUUAUGGGGUCUGCAGAACAGACUCAUCUAGUUAUUACUUGGUGGAACCAAUAAAUUCCAUGGUCGUUUUGUUGGCCUGACCAU
This is a messenger RNA of Pyrus x bretschneideri (Chinese white pear), 1197 nucleotides long. RefSeq names its product mucin-1-like. The record is from RefSeq and is a predicted model, not a curated record. NCBI's taxonomy places the organism in Eukaryota, Viridiplantae, Streptophyta, Magnoliopsida, Rosales, Rosaceae. The transcript has a single exon. The coding region runs from base 467 to 1030 and encodes 187 amino acids.